Fusarium sp. VM40 is the source of this 1287-nucleotide messenger RNA. The record is from the annotation of a GenBank genome assembly. NCBI's taxonomy places the organism in Eukaryota, Fungi, Ascomycota, Sordariomycetes, Hypocreales, Nectriaceae.
AUGACUCGGGUUUACGACACAAGUUUGAAGUGUUCCUCUUGUCAUGAACACGGCCCCUUUGGAUGGCUGUAUCAGUGCUCGCAGGAUCGUGAAGAGAUGAUUGAAGAGAAGCUGUCAUACAUGGAUUAUCUGGAUUACUCCUUUCGUAAGAAUAUGGGUAUUCGAAAAGGCAGUGCAGAAGCUCGGCGAGACAAGCUCAGUUUCCUUGAUGGGCUCACUCCUAAACAAAUGGCUUCAUACCGACCGGACCAGAUCGCAACUAUCUUGAGACAGCGGGAAGAGUUGAAAAACGUCAUUGCGAAGGAGGAGUUUCGAAAAAGCAGCUCAGCUUUGUUCAGUACUGUUUCUCCACCCCCCGGCUUCGACGUUUCAUUAAACAACAAUCCCUCUGCUGGGCGCUGGAUAUAUGACGCGGAACCUGAAUGCCACUACAAAAUCUGCCCAAGGUGCCGCCCUAUAUGCGCCGAUCGCGCAUUCCUGAGUCUCAACGCAGUCGCCAACGGAGAGAUACCCCCAACUGCAGCAGCCGGCUAUGGAUUUGAAUCCUUACACGGAAGGCCAGUUAUCGCCAAAGUUGUUAUUAAGCAUAUCAACGAGCAUCGGCCAAAACCACAGGUUGGUAGUCGUCGAAUGAUGGAGCUGCUUGACGAGAAAAUCGCCCGUAUGCUUAUUCACCACAGCCAGGACCAAGACCGACAUUUUCGGAACGUUUUUAGGAGUACGGUCUUGGCACCUAGCCCAGCAAGGCAGAUACCCACCGCGAGAAACGUUGCGGCUGCGAGCCAACGUAUCCGUGAAGAGGAAGAGGUCUUGUCUAAAGCUGCUCGAGAUGAGCAAAAAGCUGUGGACACGAAGGCCUCCAGCUUGCCGGGGAGUCCUUGGCCAUGGCUAGCUGCGUUUGACAAUGCGAAUAUACCUGACUCUCUUGAGGAGGAGCAGACUCCGAGGCAGUCCUCACGACAAAGGUCGCGAGCCACACGUAUUCCACGUCCGACUACUCCCGGUUCGAGAUCUACACGGCGUCGCCUGACUGAUCAACUGUUGUUUAGUACAUCUUACCUUCUUCCUUCCGAAGGAAAUCCCUGGCGUCUUCUUAUCGAUGGUGAGAAUGCCGGAACGACGUCAUCUACCCAUCCCCACAGUUCACAGAACACCGACUCUCAAGAAAACGAGAAUAAGAGCGAUUUUCAAGAGCGUUCAUCCACGCCCCCAACUUUAGAGGAUGGUGUGGCUUUGACGGAGGAGAGCAUUGAGAUUAGAGUUCCUGAUGUGGUAACUCAAGUGUGA